This is a messenger RNA of Pygocentrus nattereri (red-bellied piranha), 2968 nucleotides long. It is a transcript of the gene maip1, whose product is annotated as matrix AAA peptidase interacting protein 1. NCBI's taxonomy places the organism in Eukaryota, Metazoa, Chordata, Actinopteri, Characiformes, Serrasalmidae. The coding region runs from base 37 to 693 and encodes 218 amino acids. The record is from RefSeq and is a predicted model, not a curated record. Gene Ontology annotation, biological process: inner mitochondrial membrane organization; protein insertion into mitochondrial inner membrane from matrix. Gene Ontology annotation, cellular component: mitochondrial inner membrane. Gene Ontology annotation, molecular function: ribosome binding. The transcript is spliced from 4 exons.
UCGAUUUGGAGCGCCGCAGACAGUUGGAGAUGAGAGAUGGCGCUCCCCUUGCUCAGGUGGAACAGUAGGAGGACUCCAGCGGUGAUAAGCUCUUAUUUUAGAUUUGAUAGACUUGUACAAAACCAACCUGUGACAAAAGGUGCAAAACUGAAACUCGCUCCUAUAGUGGCUGGUAGAUAUUACAGUUCAGAGCGCAGGCAGAAUGAGAAGGUGGUCGUGGUGGGCAUCCCAAACCCUUUAGUGUGGUUCCGCACCCGAGUGUACUACUUUCUCAUCCGCACUUAUUUCGACAAAGAAUUCAACAUUGAAGAGUUCACAGAGGGGGCGAGACAGCUAAUAGGAAAACUGAAAGAGAAAUGUGCCGAUCUUCCAUUGAGCCACAAGAGGGCGCUGUCAGUUGAUCCAGAGGAGAUCAUGUACACUACUCCAGGGGAUGUGGGCAUCUACUAUGACGAUAACGGAAGGAAGUUUGUUAGUAUUCUGAUGCGCUUCUGGUACUUAACCAGUGCCCAUUUGCCAGAGGACUCCAUGGAAGGAGCGCGCAUCUUCAAGAUGGCCAUUGGUGGAGAUGGAGAGAAGGCAGAGAGCAAGAGACUGCUCACAGCCAAUUAUGAAUUUCAAAGGGAGUUUACCCAAGGAGUGACCCCAGACUGGACCAUCACGAGAAUAGAGCAUUCUAAACUGCUGGACUGAAAUGUGAAGUCUGUUUUUGUGUGAAUUUUUUAUUUUGUUUUGUCCCCUAUGAAUAAAUCAGCAGUUAUCUUCAUGAGAAAAGUAAAGCACCUCGUCCAAAUGACACUGUGUGUGUAAUUUGGUAAAACUAAUUCAGUUCAAAUCUGUUUUACAGUUGUUUUAGUUGCACUAUGUAAUUUUCAAACGCAAAUAAGUGUAAUAGCACGCAGCAUAUGGAACGACAUUCUGAAGUACGGCUUAUGCUUCAGACCCCUUCCCCAGGCAGAAAGAGAAUUAAAAGAAAAGUCAGUAAAAACUUGAAGGACAUGUUUUUGAGGGUCUGAGUGAAUUAUCUACUAUUGUCAUCAUAUCUUCAUCAGCAUAACAUUGAUUUUGAGAUCAUUUGAGACCUUAACUUUGAGCUGGAACUUUUUUUUGAGCCUGUGUGUGUGAUGUUAAUACAUAAAGAUAUGAUGUGUGAAAAACUCCUAGCCUGAUGCCUCUGACUUUUAAAUGAUUAUUUCGGGCUUUACGGGGCAACUCGCAGCAGAAUGCACUCAUCAUAUUAGCCUUUUUAUAUGCUCCUCAAUCUCAUUCCUCACUCGUAUUUUCAGUUAGUUAAAAAAAAAAAACUUACAUAGUGCAGCUUUAAACACAUUAGUUUGUGAAGCGCCUGAUUUCAAUGGAAAAAUUUCUGCAAAAAUGGUUUAUUUUGUGCAAAGAAUGAUGGGAAUUCAGUGGAAUAUUAGUCCUUGUCCAUGUAUUUUUACUCUAGUGUAUACAGGCUUUAAGGUGAAAUAAAAUGUGGACGAUCAACUGCCAGAUGAUGAAAACCCAGUUUACACACGGUCAUUUCUUGUGACUAGUAUCUGGAUAAGACUUUAUCCACUUGCAUUUACACUUGGUAGUCAAAUGCAUCUCUGGUUAGUUGGACUGAAGUCCUCUGUGUGAGAUGGAAUAUGCAAAUGUUCUUGUUACUUGGCAACCAAUUGUUUAUUCAUUCACUUUGUCUGCAGUUUAGCACAGUAGUGUCUGUCCAUAUUGCUGUUAAGCAUUUCAAUUCAUCUGGUCCCCAACCAUGUGAAGUCUCCAUCAUUAUCUUCCUUUCGGUUGUACUGGGAGGGGUUUCAGUUGUUGAAUGUGUUUUGAAGAGACUGAUGUGUUUACGCUGCUAUAACAUGUCUCAAAUGCAUCUCAGAGCACCUUAUGAAGUGCUUUGAGUGAUUAGAUUUGUAUGUUUUAAGUGUGUCUUGAGUGCAUUAACACUUGCAUUACUAUGAGGCUUUGCCUUAUUCAAAUAUGACGCAUGAAGUGACCAGGUGUAAACGGGGUCUAACUGACGCUAAUGCGAUUAAAGUUUUUUUUUUAUUUAUUUGUUUUUUAACAAAGCUGCAGUUUCAUUGUAAUUCUUUAUUCAGACUGAGGGGUAUUACAGCUAGUUUUCUACAUUUCUCCAUAAUUCAGUGUUUGAGAUGUAAACAGAGUCAUUCACAGUGGUUUUGUAUGGUAGUUCAUUGUAGACACUCAGAUGUCUUUACAAUGGUAGUUAUAGGAACCAUGUCUACAACACAAAUAUAGCUAUUUUAAUUACUAUCCUAAACCACCAGUGAACCUAUACGUGUCUUCUGAGUUUUUAUAUAGAAUGUUGAUGAUUGUAAAUUGGUGGAAAAUCUGAACUAAUAUGAUUUCUUUGGAUAUCUGGUUCACCACCACUGUGAGGAAUUCUCACUGUGUAUUUUUCUCUAGAGUGGAGCAUUUCACACCAAAUCACUCUGAAUGACUUUGUGUACAUCAAAUCAAAUCUAACUGUAUUGGUCACACACACAGCCAUACACAGCAGAACAUGCUGUGAAAUUUCUGAAAUAAACGUUUGUGUGUAAUAUUACAUAUCCUAUGUGGUGAUGAAUAGGUAUGAAGUUUAUCCAUAAUGAAAAGGAAAUUCAACAAAGCAUCCCAGAAUUCUUUAAAGUCAGCCUGAGAUCAAAAUUUACCUUUUAUUUACAGUGUUAUUUCAUGUCCCUGGUCAUGUUCAGCUCAAUUCAUCAUAUCAUUUAAUAGACAAAAUGUUUGUUUCUCAUAAUCUUUGAUCAAUGCGUACUGCUUGUCUCUAAAACAACUUCAAAUGUGUAAGAGUACAGAUGAUUUCCAACCAUCAGUGUAAUUUGUUUAUUUUGUAUGUGUAUACAUACAGUCAUAAGUUUGAACACUCCCUCUCAAGUUACGUUUUGUUAUUUAACACAUCCUCUACAAAAACCAUACUUCAUAAAUUUGCAAAUUCAAUAAAUUUUUACACACA